AUGUGUGACGUCCCGUUCAUCCCCAUUUUCCCCAUCUGCUUCCAAUGCGGCACCGACCAGAAUCCCUGCCACUGUAAAGUCGUCGGGCCGACAUUAGGUAAGUCUUUCUUACUCAGCCCUGGAGACUACGGCACCUGUCGGGUGUCUCAACACCCUUCACAUUCGCAUGCUCACCCAAACCAAGGUGAUCUGUUGGCCAGCUUCGAUCUUCUGCGGCUGCGGUUGUACCAAGACCGGGAAAGAGUCUGUCUCCCCUUCGAGAACUUUUCGGAAAGCAUCACUGACAAGCCAUGUAGUAUGCUGGGAUUCCCUGUCAAGCUCAACGGGCAAGUAAGCAACGCCAUACCGUUUUGA
Molecule: messenger RNA, 354 nt
Organism: Penicillium chermesinum
Lineage: Eukaryota; Fungi; Ascomycota; Eurotiomycetes; Eurotiales; Aspergillaceae
Exons: 2
Coding region: 1-354 (117 amino acids)
Source: RefSeq, a predicted model, not a curated record